This is a messenger RNA of Fomitiporia mediterranea MF3/22, 537 nucleotides long. RefSeq lists its product as uncharacterized. Lineage: Eukaryota; Fungi; Basidiomycota; Agaricomycetes; Hymenochaetales; Hymenochaetaceae. The transcript has 6 exons. The record is from RefSeq and is a predicted model, not a curated record. Bases 1 to 537 code for a protein of 178 amino acids.
AUGUACUGUGAAGAAGUCUCACCAGGGAUCCAAGGAAAGAAAGUAGACAUACUAAAAGCAGGCCAUCAGCAUACAGUACAGUCUAAAGUAAAGAAGACAAAGCUUCAUGUUAGUAGUGAAGACAGUAGCAUUAAUGCCAUUGACAAGGAUGCUCCUGUGGAUGUCUCAGUCUUUGACAUCACUCAAAUUGUGAAAAGUAAUGGUAUUAAGCAGGACUCUGAAGUUUUAGACAAUUUGGACAAAAAUAGUACAAGUUCUUGUGAACUUCACUCAUCUACAAAUAGUAAUAGCAGUAUUGACUUUGACCUAAUUGAAAGUGAUAGGCUUCACUUACUAUUGUUUAGGAGGGCUAAAGUAUAUAGCUUGUUGACUUUGACCCUAAAGCCUCUCAAGGACUCUGUUGAGAUAACUGUCAAAGUCUCAGAUAGUGGUAAUAAAGGCAAAAAGAAGAAGGUUGGGGACCUAGAGAUCAUCAUCUAUAAUCUCAGGAAUACUACUGUCUCUAUAAAGCAGCCUAACAACUGGAAGAAGCUCUAA